AUGCGCUAACAACAAUAAUUACCAAGGCUAUCAGAAGAUGAUUAAUUUCCAGGUCGCUUGCAUACACAAUCUCGAAAACUUAAAUUCGGAACAACUGAUAACUUCAAUAAGAAAUCAAAAAAGCAGAGUCCUAUGGCUGAGUCUUAAUUCAUUAAGCAAAUUGAUAACAAAUUAGAGCAAUACAACAAGGAUAUUGAGCAACGCAAUGAUAUGAUUUUUACUAUUGAAAAAGGGUUUGAAUCAGUGAGACAAGAAUUGAUUAAAGAGAAAAUAUUGAAUGAAGAAAAAACUAAACAAUUGUAGGACUUAGGACAACAAUAUCAGGCUGCUCAAUCCAAACUCAAGUCCAUCCAUGAAUCCAACAAAAAUAUUGGACAAUAAGGAUAAGAUAAGGAUAAAGACAAAAUCCAGCAAUUAGAAACCGUUUAAAAGACUAUUCAAGCAAAAGAACAUUAAUUAUAUUAAACUAUAGAUUCACUCAAUGCCUAAUUGAAUGAUAUUACUCAUAAAAUAAAAACCAAAGAAGAUUUACCAGAUGACUCUAAAAAAUUGAAAGACUAAAUAAGAAAAAGCGAAGAGAAAAAAUAUAAAUCACAAGCCAUAAUGGAUGAACUGAAAAAGAAUUUAGAAUCUAUAUCUGCUGAAAAGUUAUUAAUCAAAAAUUAAAUGGAUCAAUACAAAAAGGAGUACCUUGCAAAGGAGGAAUGUCUGUCAUCAGAAUUCAACAAUAAUUAGAAUAAGGUCAAGGAAUUGCAAAAGGAAAAGCAUCAGCUGUAAGAACAAGCAAAAAAGUCACCUCUUAAUAUUUAGGAUUAGAAUACUAAAUUAUAAGAAGGAAUAAAUUAGUUGAAAUAACAAUUGGCUGAGCAAAAUAAAUCUAAAGAUAAAGAAGUAAAUUAAUGGAAAGUAAAUCUUGAUAUGUAAAUCAAAAACAUUGAUUAAUUGACACAUCAAAUUGAAGAAUAUAAAUAAAAAAUAGAAACAACCUCUAAGAACUUAAAUGAAAAAACCAAUUCUGUUGAAUAAAAUACAAAAGCCAUUGGAGAACUAGAAAAAAAACUUAGGGAUUAGUAAACAGAAAUUAAAUUACUAAAUUAAAAGAUCGAAGAAUGCAAUAAGAAAUUAGGAGAUACUAAACCAAAGAACAUGACAUAAGUAAUUGAAACCAUAUCAAUCUUGGAGAAGACUCAUGUAUAAUAUGAUUCCUAUAUUCUAUAGAAAGAAAUUUAAAAAGGCCUUGCUUGUACUUUCUGCAAUAAAUUCAUCAAAUAACCUGUCACUAUUAUACCAUGUGGUCAUUCCUAUUGUUUUGAAUGCAAAAAGGGUUAUCAAAAAGAAUGUUUUAAAUGUGGACCUAAAUUGAAAAUUGAAGCAAUGUAUCGAAAUGAAUUAUUGGAUGAUAUAAUUGAGAUGGUUAAAUUAGUAGAGUAGAGCAUAUUGAAUAUGAAAUAAAUUACUUAAAAUUAAUGA
Messenger RNA from Paramecium tetraurelia, 1470 nucleotides. RefSeq lists its product as uncharacterized. Gene Ontology annotation, molecular function: metal ion binding. Lineage: Eukaryota; Ciliophora; Oligohymenophorea; Peniculida; Parameciidae. The record is from RefSeq and is a predicted model, not a curated record. The transcript is spliced from 4 exons.